AUGAUGCACUGUGUGUUCUUCGGCUUCCUCUUGAACGUUGCUUUUUAUUUUUUCACCAAACAUGAAUGCAAGGCAAGUGAGUUUAGCAUGCCAGGGGACUAUAAACUCGGAGGACUUUUUAGUGUGCAUUCAGCCACGGGCAUUGUGGUUCCAGAAUCUCCUAUGGCAAUAGAGUGCUACAAGGAGUCAUUUGUAGUGUUACCUUACCAGAUGCUUCAGGUGAUGCGUUUUACUGUGGAGGAGAUUAAUAACUCCACCACCAUUCUGCCUAACAUUACUCUUGGAUAUGAGAUCUUUGACUAUUGCUUAAACACUCAGAGUUUUCCUUCAGUCCUCUAUUUCAUCUCAGACAACGGACGGAUAAACUUGUCAGCCAAAGAUCACAAAUAUAAUGUUAUUGGUCUUGUGGGUCCAUAUGCAAGCUCACAAUCUUUGACUGUUGCACCUUUAUUCAUGAUGGACCUCGUCCCAAUGGUUAGCUAUGGAUCCUCCAGCAAUGUUCUAAGCAAUAAGUGGGUAUAUCCGAGUUUUAUGAGGACUGUACCAACCAACCAAGAUAUAAUUACGGUCAUAAUUAAGCUCAUUCAGCGAUUUGGAUGGAAUUGGGUAGCGUUCAUUAAUGACACUGACGCAUACAGUCGAAACGGUCUUGAAUUAUUUCGCAGUAACAUCAAAGGCACCAGCAUCUGCUUGGCCCUUUUCUCUGAAAUUACGCAUACAUCCGAUGAUUCCAACGUACUCAGCAAGAUAGACUCACUCAGUAUCAACAUUGUCAUAAUCUUCACACACCAAUACACUGCCAGUAAAUUUAUCAAAACAGCCAUCAGAAUGAAUAUUAGAGACAAAGUUUGGAUAGCAGGUGAUGCAUGGGCUAUGGAUGAACAACUUGUCAGUUCCCCAGGCAUUGAGCAAAUCGGGACUAUUUUCGGUGUCACAACAUCAACUCUGAGUUUACCUGGAUUUGAAGACUAUGUCCACCAAACACGGCUCAGUAGUCAAAACGAUGAUUGUGUGAAUUGUACAGAUGGAGAGAUGUGCAAUCAAGUUUGCGAAAGAUGCUCAAGCCUGACCGCAGAGGAUAUUAUAAACCAAGACCCUACAUACUCGUUCUCCAUCAAGGCAGCUAUUUACACCUUUGCCAAUGCACUCCAUAAUCUGCUCAAUUGCAGCAUGGCAGGGUGUGAUACACCUCGAGACAUCCCACCUUAUGUGCUUCUGAAUUACAUGAGAAAGUCGACCUUCAUGUUACAAAACCAGUUAUAUAAAUUUGACCAAUAUGGAGAUCCACCAGCCAAUCUUGCUGUAGUACUCUGGAGACCGAAAAAAAAUCCACUAUUUGUAAUGGCUGCUUCAUAUGAAUCAUCCCCAAAGAUUCAGUUUAUCGUGAACACUCACAUUAUUCCCUGGUCUGAAAAUGGCACAGUGCCCUAUUCUAAUUGUUCAGUUGAAUGUGAAACUGGGUAUAAAAGAAUACAAACUUCAAUACAUCAGUGCUGUUUUCAGUGUGAGAAAUGCAAGGCCCAUACAUACAUCAACACCACAGCGGAUGCUUACACUUGUGCUCCAUGUGAAGAGGGUUACUGGUCUGAUGAAAAAAGCAUAAUCUGCAAAAAGCGCACUAUUGUCUAUCUUCAGCUGUCGGACCCUCUGUGCAUCCUAUUCUUGAUAUGCGCUGUGGCCCUCAUUGCUCUCUCCAUUGGACUCAUACUCCUUUUUGGCAUCAACUACAACACUCCAGUAGUAAAGUCUGCUGGUGGUAAUAUGUGCUUCCUUAUGUUGUUUUGUUUGGUUCUGGCCAACAUUGGGGUGUUCUUUUACUUUGGAGUGCCAAACCCAGUGAACUGUGCUUUAAGGAAUGUCUUUUUCAUAUUUUUCUACACUAUUUGCCUUUCCUGUAUGGGUGUACGUUCCUUUCAAAUUGUUUGUGUCUUCAAAAUGGCUGCCCAGUUUCCAGAUGUCUACCACUGGUGGAUGAAGAACAAUGGCCAGUGGCUAUGUAUUAAUGUUUACUCUUUUAUACAGCUUGUUGCUUGUGGGAUUUGGCUUCUAACUGGAAGACCCAAACCCUACAACGACAGUACGUCUUUUAAAGAUCAGACUAUUUUGACAUGCGAUAUGGGUUCAAUGGUCACUUCCACCUUGGCUUGGGCUUGUCUUUGGAUCCUUAGUGUAGUCUGUUUUUCUUUGUCCUACAUGGGUAAAGAUCUUCCGAAAAGCUACAAUGAAGCAAAGUCCAUCACGUUUAGCUUGCUUGUAUUUUACCUGGGCUGGAUUGCAUAUUUCACAGCAUACAUUGUGUUCAGAGGAGCUUACAUACAGCUUUUUAAUGCAGUAGCACAGCUGUCCAGUUCAUAUGGAAUUAUUUUUAGUUUCUAUAUGCCAAGGGCCUACAUCAUUAUUUUCCAACCAAAAAAGAACACUCAGGCAUACUUUCAGUCAUCAAUCCAGACAUAUACACAGACUAUUAGCAGAAUGUAGAUUUAUUUAAAUCACAUAGGAGAUGGAUGUAUAUGCAAAUACAGGUCCUCAUCCAUAGUGGCAUCCAUAGAACAAGAACAAACCUCAACAAAAGGCAGGAACCUAGGAAUAUUAAGAAAUGCCAAGGAAAUAGCUGUGAAAUGCAUAGUCAAGAGAACAUUCAUAUUUAAGGGAUAUACUGAAUGAAUGAAUGAAUGAAUGAACCCUUUAUUGUCACUGUUACCAGUGAAAUUGACCAUCAACCUGUCCUUACAGAGGGGGAACAGGACAGGAAGACAGGGAUAAAAGAAAAAGAAACACAGUAGUAACAUGAGGAAAGAUAAAGAAAAAAGAACA
Molecule: messenger RNA, 2814 nt
Organism: Neoarius graeffei (lesser salmon catfish)
Lineage: Eukaryota; Metazoa; Chordata; Actinopteri; Siluriformes; Ariidae
Product: taste receptor type 1 member 1-like
Exons: 6
Coding region: 1-2478 (825 amino acids)
Biological process (GO): G protein-coupled receptor signaling pathway
Cellular component (GO): membrane
Molecular function (GO): G protein-coupled receptor activity
Source: RefSeq, a predicted model, not a curated record